ACGACCGAGGUAACGAAUGGAACGAUGAAAGUGAGUAUUGGGCUGCAGAGCGCACUAGAAAUGCUCUCCGAAGAGUUUGUAAAUCAUGGAAUCUUUAUCUUUGCUCCUAUCAACAUCGUUUUGUACGGGUUGUCGAUGCAGUCCACGAUUGAUACCCCGCGACGAAGAGGGUUCAGAUGGCCCUCAAACCUUCCCAAUGCUCUGUUGGCAGCUCAUCCGACAAGUACAGCCGCUCGAAACGCGGAUAUUAGACUGUAUAGUGCUCAAUUUCAACAUGAGUGGGUUUCCGACCUUCGCUUUCCCGAGGUUGGAGGUGUUUCAAGGAUCGUGGUGCAGGUCCAAGAGGAACUACCUUCAUUUAGGUCGUCUAAUUUGACAACACUAUCCAUCCCGUUCUACGACCGAUUGCUGCCUCCUGACUACUUCACAAAUCAACAAUGGCAUCUUCCAGCACUUCGGCAUUUAUUCAUAAACACUACCCGAUGGGAGACGGUCGAAGCCCUCCAGUCUGUCAAGGCCUUGAUCAAAGAGAUUGGAAAGGAGUUGCGCUCACUCUAUCUUCCUCGCACGAACAAGGGGUUUGACCUGUCAGCGGAUAUUUGGUCAUCUUGCCCCAACUUGGAGCUCUUGCAUACAUCUGCUCCACUCCUACUCCCGCCACCUCUCGGUCACCCUUUUCAUAUCCUUAGUAUCUCCUCACUCCGCCUUUAUGACGAAAUUCCCCUCAAAAGGUACAUACCUGAUUGGCCAGCAAUUCGUACAGUUCGAAUGAAUACGAAGUGGGAUGGUGCCCUUGAAAGCAGUAAACUGGAACUUUUCAGACCCGGUCUACGUUUGGAAGAUGCAUGCGGUGAGCUGUAUGCUGAUUAUCUGGCGAGAUCCAAUGGUGUGGUCAAAG
Molecule: messenger RNA, 898 nt
Organism: Acaulospora colombiana
Lineage: Eukaryota; Fungi; Glomeromycota; Glomeromycetes; Diversisporales; Acaulosporaceae
Source: the annotation of a GenBank genome assembly